AUGGCGACCACUUCUCUUGAUGCUGCUGAGUGGGAGGAGAUACUUGGCAACAUCGUCGCUUCUCAGAGAUUAGCGUUCCUCGCCGUCGCCAGCUUCACGCUAAUCGUCUAUGAUUACUUCGUCACUUUUGGUCAGGAAGUCAAAUACUUCUGGACGGGGCCGUGGUCGCUGUCCCGUGUCUUGUUCUUAUUGAAUCGUUACUUAUGCCCGGCCGUCUUGAUGGUCGGCCUACCAUUCUCGGCAUUGAUUUACCAUACGCUUAGUAAGAGGGUGAUUCUAGUUCGCAUUUGCUGUAUCGCUGAGGUAUCGAUUGAACCAACCAGCUGCGAAGGCGGCAUUCGCGCUAUGUUCAUCAUGGAAUAUGUUGCUCUCAGCGUCAUCCAAGGCAUCAUCGUGUUGCGUAUAUGGUACAUGUUCGCGGAGAGGCCUAUCGCACGUCUCCUAGUCGUCUGCGCGUACCUCACGGCCAUCGUCGUUACGGCUGCAGAGAUGGGCAUCCUCUUCGCAAGCAUCGUACCAAUAAAGUACAACAUACCAGGUGUCGUCUACCACCACUGUACGGCGCCACCUGUGGCGAAGAUCUGGCGACUAUACCUGCCGAACUUUAUCUUGCACACGAUUCUCUUUGUGGCGACCACAUGGCCAAUACUCCAACAACGAAGUUCUACCUCACCAUUGAUGAUCCGCCUUGUCAGAGACGGGGGUAUCUUCUACGUCGCUGUGUUCGCCGCCUCAGCAUUUACGACCGUAGGGUCAUUGCGACCAAAUGAUCCCGCCGUCAUCCUUCCCGCCGUGUUCUCCAACUUCCUCCUCGCCCUCUCCUCCGUCUCCGUCUCGCGGCUGAUCUUCAGUAUCCGCUCGCUCGCCGCGGCGCUCUCGAUGGACUCCAUCACGCUGCUCAGCACCGCGGAGCUCAGCCGCAUUCGCUGGAAGCAGGGUGCGCACGACGGCGAGCUCAUCGUCGAGAUCGACACCGUCGAGGAGGACGAGCACGAGAUGGGCGACCUCUACAGCCCGCAGCACAUCCCGCACACGCCGCGCCCGUACACGACCAGGGUCGGCGUGUACAAUGACGAGCUACUGCCGGGGUUCCAUAAGCUAGCAUCGGAGAAGACGAGGAAAAAUAGGUCUUCGAGGGUGGUCCGGGCAGCUUCUAUGACUCCCGCCCAUUGA
Rhodofomes roseus is the source of this 1173-nucleotide messenger RNA. RefSeq lists its product as uncharacterized. Bases 1 to 1173 code for a protein of 390 amino acids. NCBI's taxonomy places the organism in Eukaryota, Fungi, Basidiomycota, Agaricomycetes, Polyporales, Fomitopsidaceae. The record is from RefSeq and is a predicted model, not a curated record. The transcript has 11 exons.